Messenger RNA from Kazachstania africana CBS 2517, 3126 nucleotides. It is a transcript of the gene NUP120, whose product is annotated as Nup120p. Bases 1 to 3126 code for a protein of 1041 amino acids. The record is from RefSeq and is a predicted model, not a curated record. The transcript has a single exon. NCBI's taxonomy places the organism in Eukaryota, Fungi, Ascomycota, Saccharomycetes, Saccharomycetales, Saccharomycetaceae.
AUGAAAAUGUCAUCAUUAUCUAAAAUCGAUGCCAAUUUACUAUUACAGGACCCAGGGACACAAGAUUCUGAGAAUAUUGUCAAUCUGUUUUUAGGAGAUAACUCCAAUCCAAUUGACUCUUCAGCCAUCAUAGGCGGGAGUGCAUAUUCGAAUACUCUCGAACUGAAUAAUGGUGAAUUAAUUUGCUAUCAUUUAGCUCGCGAUUAUAGAACAAUUACAUUAUACAAUAUGAAUAACAUUGUUACAAAGAGAAUAAUCAACAUAAUGGUUCCAGUAGAAUCAAUGAAUAAGAACUAUACAAUGACUGUGAACAUAUUUGGUACACUAUUAUUAAUUAAUAUGAUCUUGAAGGAUGGUUCUUUCCUCACGAUGAAAAUACCCACAGAUUUUCUUACUUCCAUAAAUAAUGCCCCUACCCUCGGUUCUGACUGGUUCAAACUUCAAACACCAUAUGAUUUCAGUGUCAGAUUACCUCACCUCUUACAUGCGAUUUCAGCAGAGUUUUUGAUGGUUUUCUUGGAAGAUGGCGGUCUUCUAGGUUUAAAAAGCAUUUCUAAUGACCACGAUUUUGAACCGAUCUUAUUCAACGAUAAUUCGUAUCUCCAAAGUCUAACUAGACUGUUUGUUCGAAGAUCCAAUUCCCGGAAUGCAGUAGGUAAGGUUAUAAGCUGCAUAAAUUUCCAACAGAAGUUUCUAAUCGCAUUGACUGAAUCCAUACAUUUAAAAAUUUGGGACUUAUCCAAUUUUGACCUUAUCCAAGACUAUGAUUUAUCACAAACUCUGGAAAUUAACGAUUUCCAAAUCAGAAGUACUGGCGCAGUGGGUAACUAUCUAUCUAUAUUCAACAACUAUUUGGCACUUUAUUUACCAGUCGCUAACGGUACUUUCCAACUCGGUUCCCUUUCAGUUAGUGGCAAGGGACUCUUAGAAUUUCAAUUAAGGAAAACUUUUCCAUCAAGCCUAUCCUCUUCCUCUGUUUGGUUUCUGGCUGAUAUGAAGCUGAUAACACCAAUUGAUCUCAAUCAUGAUUCAAGUUACUUGAACCUUGUGGUACUUUGGAAGAGCGGUACAGUGACAAAACUACAGAUUUUGAAUGUGCUAUAUGAAGAUUUACAGGAAUAUAAAUGGAUUGAGGCAUCUAAUAAAUCAAUUAAUGACCUCAAGUCAGAAGCAGACUCGAUUUCCGUAACACCUAGAACUACUAUUGAUUAUGAAGAUGUUUUAUUUAAAUUGAAAUCCAAAUAUGCUCCACACAUCUUCGAAGCUGCUCAAAACAUCUUAGCUGAAAACAACUUCGUGGUUUCAGCAAAUGAUCUCGACAGUCAAAAUGGAGAAUAUUUGGCCAAUAUGGAAACGCUUUUAAAAGAUUUGAAAAAUAAAACGGAUGAGGCUUCCUCUUUGACAAUAUUCAAGGAUGAAAUCAUAGUGGUCAACUGUUUAACGAAAUACAAUCACUUCCUUUACAAAGUUAAUUCUACCCUGGAAAAUUAUUUUUUCAACAUUCAUAUUAAUAGUUCUACAGACGAAGAAAUGGCCAAAUAUCUGAAACUAUUGAACGGCUUUGCUUCACGUUUACCAAGAGAUGUAUUUACCAGACUCUCAGAAAGCUUUGUAGAUACCAUUACUGGUAAAAUCUCAUCUAACUUAACGAUUUCCGAGAAAUUUACUCAAAUUUUCAGAGAAGUUCUUCAAGGUCAAUUUGACAUCAAAGAUGUACAAAUCCUUUUUAACGAAUUGAGUACAAUCGAUGUAGUUAGUUGCUUAAAUCAUCUCAUUGAUAAUCAUUUGACUUAUACGACGUCAAGUAAUGCAUUCGUUGAUUCAAUUUCUGAGGACAAUUUUAUGAAAAUCAUAUCUAUUGAAAGUCUAAAUCAGCUUAUUACAAUUCAUGAUGACUUCAUUCUACAAGUACUUGUUACAUUCUUACUAUUGGAUGUUAACUACUCUGUUUUGGAAAACCAAAUCAAUAAAUUAUUGGAAUUACAUUACAAACAAUCUUUGUUUCUCAAGCUAUAUCAACAAGAUAAACUAACAUUAGUUGCUGAGAUCUUUAAGCAAAUAUCUAAAUAUCACUUUGGGGCAAAAUUAUAUUCUUAUUCUGAAUGGAAUAGUUUUGUCCAGCGUAUGGUUUCAGAGAUUUACGAAACCAAAAUAACCGCAAACCCAUACUACUGGAAAAUGUUCUAUAAUCAAGUGUUUAUCAAAAAGAAUAAGUUUGAAAACAAGUUGUUCCUAAGAAACAUUGGCAAUGAAUAUUAUCUACGUAAUAAUAGCCUUUUUGAAUUCUUACAGGCUAUAUUAAUCUUUUAUUGCGAGGAAUACGAAGAGUCAUACAAAUUCUUUCAAUUGCACGACAAUUAUUCGAGUAUCAUGGAACCAACUUACGAUUUACCUUUCUUUUUAACUGAUAUGAUUAAUAGCGAGUACAAUGACAAGAGUAUUUGGUGUUCUUUGAUUAAAUCACUCAGUCAUAAGGAUAAUAGUUUGUCGAGGUAUAACUACUAUUUAUCAUGUAUUUUCAGCGAUUAUGGCAGUAGUCCUGAACUAGCUCUAAGAGCUAUCAAAAAAUCGAUUGAGAUUUCGAUGAAAGAAAACAUUGAUCUGGACAUAUCUAGUCUGCAGCAUCAUCAACUAUUAAAAUUGCUAAUUUAUUUCAAUAUCUUUGAUGAGGUCAUAGAUGUGCUAAGAUUGAGUCACAAAUAUCUAAAUCCAGAUGAAAGAAGGGCUUACUUUAAAGAUUUAUUAUACGACGUAACUGAACAUGAAAAGUUUUUCUCCAUCCUCUUGAAACUUUGUGACGACAAUAAACCAGGCUUCUUACCAAUUGAGGAUUAUGAUAUUAUAGAUACUCUAUUGGUGAAUAAUAUGGACAAAAGCAAUUGGCAUAAUUACAAGAAAAUUUACAGCUUCCGUUUGAUAAAUGGAAAUAGAAGAGAAGCUGUUGAAAUAAUCUAUAAUUACUUAUUCACAUAUGGCGAUGAAGUUAGUUUCGAAGUUAAGAAAGAUUGUUUCUUAAUUAUUAUUAAUAUUUUAUCAACAUUCAAAGAGAUAUCUGAGCAGUGGAUCAUCAAUGGGAGUGAAGUGAUAACCUUACAAGAACUGAGAGAUGAAUAUAUUCAUCUGUGA